Molecule: messenger RNA, 603 nt
Organism: Menidia menidia (Atlantic silverside)
Lineage: Eukaryota; Metazoa; Chordata; Actinopteri; Atheriniformes; Atherinopsidae
Source: the annotation of a GenBank genome assembly
UUGCCCAACGAGGAGGAUGCAGCGGAGAGUCCAGAGGUAGCAGCUGAUGCUCCACCUCCGUACAGCAGCAUCACUGUGGACAGCUCUGCUUACUUUGACUACAAGGACGAAGGGGCUUUCCCCAAGCCUCCAUCAUACAACGUCGCAACUACGCUGCCUUCCUAUGACGAAGCAGAAAGAACGAAGGUUGAGGCCUCUGCUCCCUUGGUAACAGGAAGAGAUGAGGACUUUGUAACCAGAGAUGACUUUGAAGAUGCCGAUCAGCUGAGGAUAGGAAACGAUGGGAUCUUCAUGCUCACUUUCUUCAUGGCAUUCCUGUUCAACUGGAUCGGCUUCUUCCUGUCCUUCUGCCUGACCACCUCAGCAGCUGGACGCUACGGGGCCAUCUCAGGCUUCGGCCUCUCCCUCAUCAAAUGGAUCCUCAUAGUCAGGUUCUCCACAUACUUCCCUGGCUACUUUGAUGGACAGUACUGGCUGUGGUGGGUGUUCCUGGUGCUGGGCUUCUUACUCUUCCUCCGAGGAUUCAUCAAUUAUGCCAGAAUCCGCAAGAUGGCAGACACCUUCUCUACUCUGCCCCGCACCCGCGUCCUCUUCAUCUACUGA